GGCGCGUCUCGGCGAGUCACGGUGAUGGCGGCCACCAUCCUGUGCUGAGGCGGUGGAUCCUCUGCGGGUCUCGGAGAGACCGUCCGCACCUCGCGCCCUCUGCGGCUGGCUCGUCGGGAAGCUCGGCGGGCCGAGCUCUGCGGGAAGGCCCGCGGCGCAGCCGUGGGGUGGGGGGGGGCAGCACCCCGGACCCGGUAGCGGAGGGAGCGGCUCGGUAGGGCGAAUGUGACCAGCCCCCGCCCCCAUCGCCUUCCUCGUGAGAGCGCGAGCCGCGCGGGCGACCCCGGGGCGGCCCGGCCACAGACCCCGCCCAGCAGGCCAGCACUCCCGGCCCCGGCGCAGGCCCGGCCCCGAGCUGCGGCGACACCAUGCAGGUCACCCUGAAGACCCUUCAGCAGCAGACCUUCAAGAUCGACAUCGACCCGGAGGAGACGGUGAAAGCACUGAAAGAGAAGAUUGAAUCCGAAAAGGGGAAGGAUGCCUUUCCAGUUGCAGGUCAAAAGUUAAUUUAUGCAGGCAAAAUUCUCAAUGAUGAUACUGCUCUCAAAGAAUACAAAAUUGAUGAGAAAAACUUCGUGGUGGUUAUGGUGACGAAACCCAAAGCAGUGACACCACCAGUGCCAGCUACAACUCAGCAGUCAAAUCCUCCUACCACUACCACAGUGAGUUCUUCCACAGCAACAGUGGUAGCCCAGGCCCCAACUCCUGCCCCUGCUUUGGCUCCCACGUCCACACCUGUGUCCAUCGCUCCAGCCUCAACGACAGCAUCUUCUGAGCCUGCACCUGCUAGUGUGACUCAGCAAGAGAAGCCUGUAGAAAAGCCUGUGGAGACACCAGUGGUUUCUAGCCCAGUAUCAACUGACAGUACAUCAGGAGAUUCUUCUCGGUCAAAUCUUUUUGAAGAUGCAACAAGUGCACUUGUGACAGGUCAGUCUUAUGAGAAUAUGGUGACUGAGAUCAUGUCAAUGGGUUAUGAACGAGAGCAAGUCAUUGCAGCCCUGAGAGCCAGUUUCAACAAUCCUGACAGAGCUGUGGAAUAUCUUUUAAUGGGUAUCCCUGGAGAUAGAGAAAGUCAGGCAGUGGUUGACCCUCCUCAGGCUGCCAGCACCGGGGCUCCUCAGUCUUCAGCCGUGGCUGCAGCUGCAGCAACGACAGCAGCCGCGACGACGACAACCAGUUCCGGAGGGCAUCCCCUUGAAUUUUUACGGAAUCAGCCCCAGUUUCAACAGAUGAGACAAAUUAUCCAACAGAAUCCUUCACUGCUUCCAGCCUUGCUACAACAAAUAGGCCGGGAGAAUCCUCAGUUACUGCAGCAAAUCAGCCAACACCAGGAGCAUUUUAUUCAGAUGCUAAAUGAACCAGUUCAAGAAGCUGGUGGUCAGGGGGGAGGAGGAGGUGGAGGUGGCAGCGGUGGAAUUGCAGAAGCUGGAAGUGGGCACAUGAACUACAUUCAAGUCACACCUCAGGAAAAAGAAGCAAUAGAAAGGUUAAAGGCACUAGGAUUUCCUGAAGGACUUGUGAUACAGGCAUAUUUUGCUUGUGAGAAGAAUGAGAAUUUGGCUGCCAAUUUUCUGCUACAGCAAAACUUUGAUGAAGAUUGAAGGGACUCUUUUGUAUCUCACACUUCACGCCAGUGCAUUACACUAACUUUGUUCACUGGAUUGUCUGGGAUGACUUGGGCUCAUAUCCACAAUAUUUGGUAUAUGUAGUAGGUUGUUGGGGGAGGGGAGGGAGGGAUCUAGGCUAUUGGGCAGGGAUAAAUACAGUGCAUGUCUGCUUCAGGUAGCAGAUGCUGCAAAUCCAGUGUAAAAUACUAUACAACCAAAAAUCCGCUUUUGCAGGUUUUUAUUUCUUCUGUAAACAAUAGGUACCUUUUCCUAGGUUUCAUUCUUUAGUGUAUUAGAUCCAGAAACUUAGUGUAAUGCCCUGCUUUACAAUUCUUUGACUUACCAUUGAUUUCCGGAAGAUCUUUGCUACCUAGAAUAUACAUUCUCUGUUCCAUAGCAACACUGGAUAAUGGCUUUUUGAAAUUGAAAAAAAAAAUUUGGAGCAACCAUAAACUGAAAUGCCAAAUUAUUGAUGGUUAUUGUUGCUGCUGCACAGAAAUAUAAAUUGAUGUAUAAGAAAGCCCACUUUUUCAUGUUAAAUAUUUGGGGUGAGGGAGGGUAGAAAGGGAACUUUUUCUUAAAAUGAAAGUAAUUACUGCUAUUUUAAAAUUUCUUGAUUCUUGAAUGUGAGACCCUUCUAACACGAUUUGAGAAGCUGUACAAGUAUAAGCAGAGUUAUUUUCCUGUUUACAUUUUUUUGUUUGUUUUGGGGGAAAUUGGUAGGUGUCUAAUUACUGUUUACUUCAUUGUUAUCUUGCAGUAAAAGAUUUAAACCAACCAGUGCAUGUUUGCUUUGCUGUAUCUCCUUGUGAAGUUAGCACUGUUGGGGCCAAUGAAGAAAUGCAGCAUUCACUACCCUCCCCCCUUCUCAGCAGAAUGUGUCUAAUCAGCAGGUAGCGAGUUCAACUUGCUGCCUGUUUUAAAAACCCACAAAAUGCUGAUUCAGCCCAGAAUUAAUGCAAAUGUUUCAAAACUGGGUUUGUGAUAUUUGUAGAUUUUUAUUAGAUAAGAAUGUGUCACCAUUAAAUUCAUUAAUAUUACAAAGAGAAGGUGGACAGAACUAGAGUCCGACGUCUUUGACUGCACUUAAAAGACUGGAGAAGCCUUCUGGAGGGUUGGGAGCUGUGGCUGGAAAAGUGCUUUGGAAAUACACAAUCAAGAUAUCUCAUGGCAUAUUAAAUGAAAGAUCUGAUUAGCAGUGUUGGCUUUUAUUUGGAUUUCUUCAUCUCAGUUUUUUCUUUGGAAUCUACUUCAUUGGCAUUGUUACAUGAUCAUAAAGAGGGGGCAGAUAUCUACUUGUGAAUUUAUCAAAUCUAUUUUGCUGACUAUAAACAAGACUAUUGAAAGAAGUACUAUUUUUUUCCUAUCAUCUGCUACUGCGAAGAAGAUGGAUUUGCACAGCUUUCAUCUGCCUAACCUCUUGCAAUGUUCUCAGCACCGUCUGGUGGUGACUCUUGAGCUUUUUCAUCAUGCACUCGUAACCUGACUCAUGAAAAUAAAUGAAACCAUGAUUUUCCUUCACAAUGAA
Messenger RNA from Jaculus jaculus (lesser Egyptian jerboa), 3135 nucleotides. It is a transcript of the gene Rad23b, whose product is annotated as RAD23 homolog B, nucleotide excision repair protein. NCBI's taxonomy places the organism in Eukaryota, Metazoa, Chordata, Mammalia, Rodentia, Dipodidae. The transcript is spliced from 10 exons. The record is from RefSeq and is a predicted model, not a curated record. Gene Ontology annotation, biological process: proteasome-mediated ubiquitin-dependent protein catabolic process; nucleotide-excision repair. The coding region runs from base 369 to 1601 and encodes 410 amino acids. Gene Ontology annotation, molecular function: damaged DNA binding; proteasome binding; ubiquitin binding. Gene Ontology annotation, cellular component: cytosol; nucleoplasm.